Molecule: messenger RNA, 1500 nt
Organism: Candoia aspera
Lineage: Eukaryota; Metazoa; Chordata; Lepidosauria; Squamata; Candoiidae
Product: lipase member M-like
Exons: 10
Coding region: 1-1500 (499 amino acids)
Biological process (GO): lipid metabolic process
Source: RefSeq, a predicted model, not a curated record
AUGAAAGUAAAAGAGGCAAAAAUGGAAAUAUAUACAACUAAAAAAGAAAUUAGUGCACUUUUCAAACCGAAAGAAAGACUGAUCUGUUUGGGGGAAGAGGUAGAACUGAGCAACUUGGAAUGGUGUGUCCAAAGACUGGCCAAGUUUUCUAUCAAGGAAUUUCUUCAGGAUAGAGUAGAUGAAAGUAAUCUGGAAUCCUCUGUAGAAAGAGCAGUGAAGGAGCAUUUGCUUCAAGGACAAGCAACAACAGAUCUAAGAGAGCACUGUAAAGCAAUGGAGCCUCAACUAAACACCAUUUGUUUAUUAUAUAGAUACAAGAUGUGGCUGCUAUUACUAGCGGCUUUUGCGAUCCAAGGCAUUUUGUCUUCCAGAGGAGCAGUACCCCAAAGAGGAAAUCCUGAAGCAUACAUGAACAUUAGUGAGAUCAUUCGCCAUAAAGGAUACCAGGCUGAAGAAUAUGACAUAGUAACUUCUGAUGGUUACAUCCUCACUCUUAACAGAAUUCCUUAUGACAGAAAACAACAUUGGAACCUGUCUGGAAAACCAGCUGUGCUUUUGCAGCAUGGCUUUGUUUUAGAAGGAAGGAUCUGGGUUGCAAACAUGCCCAAUCAAAGUCUUGGAUUCAUGCUAGCAGAUGCAGGUUAUGAUGUCUGGAUAGGGAACAACAGAGGCAACUCCUGGUCUCGAAAACACCAACACCUUUCAACCAAGCAAGACCAAUAUCAUGCUUACAGUUUUGAUGAAAUGGCCAGAUAUGACCUUCCAGCAAUGAUUUCUUUUAUUGUGGAAAAAACUAGAAAUUCCAAGAUUCAUUUAGUGGGCUAUUCUCAAGGUGCCACUCAAGGUUUGAUUGCACUUUCAUCCAUGCCACAUGUGGCUGAAAAAAUAAGAAUGUUCCAUGCCUUGGCUCCAGCAACCACAAUUAAGAAUUCCCAAAGCCCAAUUACCAAAUUGCUGUUCCUGGCAGAUGAUGUAAUAAAGGGUUUAUUGGGCAGGAGAGAUUUUUGCCCGAGAAGUGAGAUUUUGAGAAAAAAAGUCAUCCGAAUGUGCAGCUCCAAAAUUUACAGCAAACUCUGCUCCUGGGGUCUUUCAGUUAUCGGGGGAUUUAAUCAGAAGAAUCUAAAUUUGAGCCGCAUGGAUGUUUACAUGUCAUACUGUCCAGAUUCAACGUCCAUUCAAACUCUGCUCCACUGGGGACAGAUACACAAAACUGGACAAUUUAGAGCUUUUGAUUAUGGGAAUGGAAACAUGGAGAGAUACAAUCAGGAUGAGCCUCCAUCUUACAAUCUAGAGCAUAUUACAGUACCAACAAGCAUAUGGUACGCUGAGAAUGACUGGUUGGUGAAUCCUGACAACGUUAAAGCAUUAAUUGAUCAGCUCCGUAGUGUUGUCUACAAAACUGGCUUAUCUGAUUGGAAUCACAUUGAUUUUAUUUGGGGCCUUGAUGCCCACAAGAGAGUUUACAGUCCUCUUAUUGAAUUGAUAUCCUUACAUGUAUAA